Molecule: messenger RNA, 4561 nt
Organism: Fusarium odoratissimum NRRL 54006
Lineage: Eukaryota; Fungi; Ascomycota; Sordariomycetes; Hypocreales; Nectriaceae
Product: ATP-binding cassette, subfamily B (MDR/TAP), member 1
Exons: 6
Coding region: 354-4403 (1349 amino acids)
Biological process (GO): transmembrane transport
Cellular component (GO): membrane
Molecular function (GO): ABC-type transporter activity; ATP binding; ATP hydrolysis activity
Source: RefSeq, a predicted model, not a curated record
AAUAAAUUGUCCAUUCAUCUCGAGUCGCAUUUUCUUGUGUUCUCGAUCGCGAAAUAAAACAGACCCCUCGCCAACUGCUUAUCACCAACACAGUCCGUACAGACAGGAGACUGCUCACCUGGGGCCCCAUCGUUGCCCGUGCUGCGGCGCAUUCGACUUCAACUCUCUAUGCGAAAAUAGAUGAACGCUCAAUACGCAUGAUUCGCUAAUCUCGACGACAACCAUAUCAACCCAACACCUACUGGUGUUUCCUUUUUAUCCAAGGGUGUUUCUUCACCCCGCCAAUAACUUACUGUACACUUACUCUCUUUAACCACUAUACGGGCUGGUUCUCCAAGAGCCACAUUAUCACCAUGACCGAAAUUUCGGAAAAGACAGCCGCUGCAACAAGUAGCAGCGAUCCCUCGCGACCAUCGUCGUCAAGCCAUAGCGGGAGUGGUUCAACCGACAAAGAUGCAGUUCGCCCACACAUGAAAUCUUCGAGCGACCCCAACAACGAAAAGCUGGACCUGACAAAGGCCGAUUCAGCAGUCAUUGUGCCCCCCAAAGCAGAAAACAUCGAGGAUCACUAUCGACACUUGCCACCUGACGAAGCCGAGGUAUUGCGACGCCAAGUGGUUAGCCCCGAAGUCAAGCAGGGCGUGGCUGUACUAUACAGAUAUGCCUCCCGCAACGACAUCUUAAUUAUUCUAAUUUCUGGUCUUUGCGCCAUUGCCGGCGGCGCGGCGCUUCCUCUUAUGACCGUUGUCUUCGGAAAUCUUCAAGGCGUUUUCCAAGACUUUUUUGUGAAUCGUACCUUAACAAGCAGUGCCUUCAACGACAAAUUGGUGGAAUUCGUUUUGUACUUUGUCUAUUUAGGCAUUGGCGAAUUCAUUGUCGUAUACAUUUCGACUGUUGGGUUUAUCUGGACCGGAGAGCACAUCGCUGGAAAGAUUAGGUCUCAUUACCUUGAAAGCUGCUUAAGACAAAACAUCGGUUUCUUCGAUCAAAUUGGCGCAGGCGAAGUGGUCACAAGAAUUACGUCCGACACGAAUCUCAUCCAAGAUGGCAUCUCGGAGAAGGUGUCUCUCACUCUUGCAGCUGUGGCUACAUUCGUCUCGGCCUUCAUCAUCGGUUUCAUCAAGUACUGGAAACUGACUCUGAUCCUUUUUUCCACCGUCAUUGCUCUCCUGAUCAACAUGGGCGGUGGUUCGUCCUUCAUAUUAAAAUAUAAUCGACAAAGUCUUGAAGCCUAUGCUCAUGGAGGAAGUCUUGCAGACGAGGUCAUCAGUUCUAUUCGAAACGCUGUCGCAUUCGGGACGCAGGAACGCCUUGCCAGGCAAUAUGACGCCCAUCUCAAGAAUGCGGAAUACUUUGGGUUCCGUGUCAAAGGCGCUGUCGCUUGUAUGAUUGCAGGUAUGAUGCUGGUCCUGUACCUCAACUAUGGUCUGGCCUUUUGGCAAGGUAGCAAGAUGCUUGUAGAUGGUGAAACUUCACUUUCUAACAUCCUUACUAUCCUCAUGGCCGUGAUGAUUGGAGCCUUUAACCUAGGCAACGUUGCCCCUAACAUUCAGGCUUUUACGAAUGCAGUUGCUGCUGCUGCCAAGAUCUUCAAUACAAUCGACCGUGUUUCUCCCCUCGAUUCCUCUAGCAAUGAGGGCGAGAAGCUCGAGAAUAUUCAGGGCUCCAUCCGGCUCUCGAAAAUCAAACACAUCUACCCGUCUCGCCCGGAAGUCACGGUUAUGGAUGAUGUGAGUCUCGAAAUCCCGGCCGGCAAGGUGACGGCUCUCGUUGGGGCCUCAGGCUCGGGCAAAUCGACGAUUGUGGGCUUGGUUGAACGGUUCUACGAUCCUGUGCAAGGCACAGUUUACCUGGAUGGGCACGAUAUCUCUAAGCUUAAUCUCCGAUGGCUACGACAGCAAAUGGCUCUUGUCAGCCAGGAACCUACACUCUUUGGCACUACUAUCUUUAACAACAUUCGUCACGGUUUGAUCGGCACCAAGUAUGAAGAGGCGAGCGAGGAAAAACAGCGUGAGCUGGUUAUUGAAGCAGCCAAGAAGGCAAACGCGCAUGACUUUGUUUCUUCCCUUCCCGAAAAGUACGAAACCAACGUUGGAGAACGAGGAUUUCUCCUCUCAGGUGGCCAGAAGCAGCGUAUUGCUAUCGCUCGUGCCAUCGUUUCUGAUCCCAAGAUUCUCCUCCUUGACGAAGCAACAAGUGCUCUCGAUACCAAGUCGGAGGGUGUUGUGCAAGCUGCGCUUGAGAACGCUUCCGAGGGUCGCACAACCAUCACCAUUGCUCAUCGCCUUUCAACUAUUAGGGAUGCCCACAACAUCGUUGUGAUGUCCAACGGUCGUAUUGUCGAACAGGGUACUCACAACGAACUUCUAGAGAACAAGGGUCCAUAUUCAAAGCUCGUUUCGGCACAGAAAAUUGCCGCUGCUGAGACGAUGACCCCUGAGGAGCAAGCUGCCAUUGAUGAGAAGGAGGUAUCACUUAUGCGGAAGAUGACGAGCGAGAAACAGGCUGCAAUUAUCGCUGACCCUAACGAUGACAUCGCAGCCAGGCUGGACCGCACAAGCACCACAAAAUCCGCAUCGAGUCUGGCUCUUCAAGGUCGCAAAGCCGAGGCUGAACAAAAGUAUGGCUUGUGGACACUUAUCAAACUCAUCACGUCUUUCAACAAAAGGGAAUGGGGAUUUAUGAUUACGGGACUCAUAUUCUCCGCUAUAUGUGGAGGAGGCAAUCCUACUCAAGCUGUUUUCUUUGCUAAGCAGAUCACGACUCUGUCAGUGCCUGUAACAGACCAGAACCGUCACCAAAUCAAGAAAGAUUCUGAUUUCUGGAGCGCCAUGUAUCUCAUGCUCGCCUUUGUUCAGUUGUUUGCAUUCAUUAUUCAGGGUGUCUUGUUUGCGAAAUGUUCUGAGCGACUAGUCCACAGAGUACGAGACCGAGCUUUCCGAGCCAUGCUUCGUCAAGAUGUUGCCUUCUUUGACCGCGAUGAGAACACUGCAGGAGCACUCACUUCAUUUCUUUCGACUGAAACAACUCACGUUGCUGGACUGAGUGGCGUGACUCUGGGCACGCUGUUAAUGGUUGGCACGACACUCAUCGCUGCCAUUGUUCUAUCCUUGGCAAUUCAGUGGAAGCUUUCACUCGUGUGUAUCUCAUUGAUCCCCGUCCUCUUGGGAUGUGGCUUUUUCCGCUUCUGGAUCCUCGCGAAAUUUCAGCACCGCGCUAAGGCUGCCUAUGACAGCUCUGCCGGGUUUGCCUCCGAGGCAAUAUCCGCCAUCCGAACCGUCGCCUCACUGACGAGGGAAGAAGAUGUCUUAAAAACCUACAGAGAUUCUCUUGCCGUACAGCAACGCAAGAGUUUAAUCUCGGUCCUCAAAUCCUCCACGCUGUACGCCGCUUCGCAGUCCCUCCUUUUCGCAUGCUUCGCAGUCGGCUUCUAUUAUGGCGGUACCCUCAUAGCGAAGUUCGAGUUGAGCAUGUUCCAAUUCUUUCUCUGCUUUAUGGCGAUCAUUUUCGGCGCCCAAUCAGCCGGUACAAUCUUCUCCUUCGCUCCUGACAUGGGUAAAGCGCACCACGCUGCCGGAGAACUCAAAAAGUUGUUUGAUAGACAGCCCGUGGUUGACACUUGGUCAGAUACUGGAGAGCGGUUGUCUCAGGUUGAGGGCACUCUCGAAUUCCGUGAUGUUCACUUCCGUUAUCCUACGAGACCCGAGCAACCUGUUCUGCGUGGGCUGAAUCUUGUCGUAAGACCUGGACAGUAUAUUGCCCUUGUGGGCGCAUCAGGCUGCGGAAAGUCUACUACCAUUGCACUUUUAGAACGAUUCUACGAUCCCCUUUCUGGCGGUGUGUUCAUCGAUGGGCACGAAAUCAGUACGCUGAAUAUAAACGACUAUAGAUCGCACAUUGCACUUGUCAGUCAGGAGCCUACACUUUACCAAGGAACCAUCAAGGAAAACAUCCUUUUAGGUACCGCACGCGAGGAUGUCUCCGAUAAGGAUGUCGAAUUUGCCUGUCGCGAGGCUAAUAUAUACGACUUCAUUAUCUCACUCCCCGAUGGCUUCAACACCAUUGUUGGUAGCAAGGGUGCGUUGCUGUCUGGUGGGCAGAAGCAACGUAUUGCUAUUGCAAGAGCUUUAAUCCGAGAUCCUAAGAUCUUGCUCCUUGAUGAAGCGACAUCGGCUCUAGACUCUGAGUCGGAACAUGUGGUACAGGCAGCGUUGGACAAGGCGGCUAAGGGCCGAACUACCAUAGCUGUUGCCCAUCGUCUUAGCACUAUUCAAAAGGCCGAUGUCAUUUACGUUUUCGACCAAGGUCGUAUCGUUGAGCAAGGAACACAUACGGAGUUGAUGAAGAAGAAAGGACGUUACGCUGAGUUGGUUAACUUACAGAGCCUCGAGAAGCAGUCGUAGCGAAGAAUUUUUCUGCAUUGUAUUGGCGUUUGGGCGAUCUGUUAUUAGCAGGGACAUCCCUCUCUUGAAGAAAGGAGGACAUUUUCUCAUUAUUGUUUAUAAUAUUUCUGAUGUAUACCAUCUGAUCAAUCAACUCUCUUCAAACAUUCCAAUGCCAU